Closterium sp. NIES-65 is the source of this 513-nucleotide messenger RNA. The record is from the annotation of a GenBank genome assembly. Lineage: Eukaryota; Viridiplantae; Streptophyta; Zygnematophyceae; Desmidiales; Closteriaceae.
AUGGGAGCCUAUCUAUAUGGGCGCCUAUCUCUAUGGGCGCCUAUCUCUAUGGGCGCCUAUCCCUAUGGGCGCCUAUCUCUAUGGGCGCCUAUCUCUAGGGGUUCCUAUCUCUAUGGACGCCUAUCUCUAGGGGCGCCUAUCUCUUGGGCACCUAUCUCUAUAGGCGCCUAUCUCUAUGGGCGCCUAUCUCUAUGGGCGCCUAUCUCUAUGGGCGCCUAUCUCUAUGGGCGCCUAUCUUUAGGGGCGCCUAUCUCUAUGGGCGCUUAUCUCUAUGGGCGCCUAUCUCUAGGGGCGCCUAUCUCUAGGGGCGCCUAUCUCUAUGGGCGCCUAUCUCUAUGGGCGCCUAUCUCUAUGGGCGCCUAUCUCUAUGGGCGCCUAUCUCUAUGGGCGCCUAUCUCUAUGGGCGCCUAUCUCUAUGGGCGCCUAUCUCUAUGGGCGCCUAUCUCUAUGGGCGCCUAUCUCUAUGGGCGCCUAUCUCUAGGGGCGCCUAUCUCCAGUGGCGCCUAUCUCUAG